AUGGCAGUGCUGGAGGUGACCUGCAGCCUGAUUGGCUGGUUGUGUCUCUACCUGUUGUUCUGCUGCACCUUCGCUGAGCGGGGGCCCGAGUGGAACUGUCGUCUGGUCACUUUGUCUCACGGGGUCGUCAUCGUGCUGCUGACGGCCUACGUGGUCUUCAUAGAUGGACCCUGGCCCUUCACACACGCGGGGACGGAGAACACCGAGCUCCAGAUCCUCGCCCUGUCCGUUUGCCUCGGCUACUUCUUCUUCGACAUCGGCUGGUGCGUGUGCUACGGCACAGAGGGCCCCCUCAUGCUGGCCCACCACGCCGCCAGCAUCCUGGGCAUCCUGCUGGCUCUGCUCAUGGGGGUGUCGGCCUGCGAAACCUGCGGCGUGGUCUUCGGCAGCGAGAUCACCAAUCCCCUGCUGCAGACCCGCUGGUUCCUCCGGCGGCUGGGCCUGUACGACAGCCUGCUGGGAGACGCCGUGGACCUGCUCUUCAUUUUACUGUUCGCCACCGUGCGCGUGGGGGUCGGCACGGUGAUGUUCUACUGCGAGCUCACGUCCCCCAGGACCUCACUGGUGAUGAAGCUGGGCGGCGUGGCCAUGUACGCACUGGCCUGGGUGUUCAUGGUGGACAUUGCCAGAUUUGGCUACAAGAAGAGCAGAGUCAAGUACAAACGGUGGAACGAGAAUCACAAGCUCAAAGAAAUCCACAAAUUGGACGGACACUCGGACUGA
Messenger RNA from Paralichthys olivaceus (Japanese flounder), 723 nucleotides. It is a transcript of the gene tlcd5b, whose product is annotated as TLC domain containing 5b. Gene Ontology annotation, cellular component: membrane. The record is from RefSeq and is a predicted model, not a curated record. Lineage: Eukaryota; Metazoa; Chordata; Actinopteri; Pleuronectiformes; Paralichthyidae.